Messenger RNA from Candidozyma auris, 654 nucleotides. RefSeq lists its product as uncharacterized. Gene Ontology annotation, biological process: endoplasmic reticulum to Golgi vesicle-mediated transport; intracellular protein transport. The coding region runs from base 1 to 654 and encodes 217 amino acids. The record is from RefSeq and is a predicted model, not a curated record. The transcript has a single exon. NCBI's taxonomy places the organism in Eukaryota, Fungi, Ascomycota, Pichiomycetes, Serinales, Metschnikowiaceae. Gene Ontology annotation, cellular component: endoplasmic reticulum; endoplasmic reticulum membrane.
AUGGCAUUAUACUACAACUUAGUGUUUGGCUUGCUCGUAAUUGAGAUGGUCUUCUUCACCAUUUUAUCCUUGCCAUUCCCUAGGAAAGUGAGAAGAACAGUGUUGGCUACCGUGUCCAAGCCCUUUACUUCCGAGCAUGUUCAGAUCAUCACCAAAUGUGUUUUCGGAUUUGUUGCUGUUUUGUUUAUUGACUCUGUCAACAGAGUGUACUCUGUUACUGCUGACCUUAACAACGCCGGUGGCGAACGUGCUGGUCUCGUGGACAGAUCUGAAAUCCAGGCAAGAAAGUUCUACGCACAGAGAAACAUGUACCUUUGUGGCUUUGCAUUAUUCUUGACCCUUCUUACCACAAGAGCUUACUCUUUAGUUGCUGAGUUGGUUUUCACCAAGGACAAGUUGGAUGAUUACAACAAGCAGCAUGGUGACACCGCUCCAAGCAGCGGCAACAGCGAUGAGAUCGCCCAAUUGAAGAAAGAGUUGGCUGCCAAAGACGACGAGUUGUCAGUCUUGAAGGAAAAGGCGGAGGGUUUGUCUAAGGACUAUGAAAGCGCUUCUCAGGUGAAGCCCACCGGCAAUGUCCCUUCUAGUGCUGACGUCGAAGCUGUCACUGACGACAUUACCAGUGCUUCAGCUACAGGUUUCGAAAGGGAGUAA